AUGUCGACCACAACGUCAUCACAACGUAAUAUUAAAUCAAGAUUACCAACUAGUAAUAGUAUAAAUAAUAUGGCAACAAAUGGAAGUGAAACAAAACCUAAUCGUAAUGGUUUAAAAAAGCCGUUAAGUGCAACAAAUAUUUUACAAAAUUAUGCAUCAUCAAGUACACUUAAUACUCGUUCGAAAAAAUCUACAGCAAUAUCAAAUAAUUUUCAUCAAAAUAAACCUACAAAACCAGUUACCAUUGAUAAAACAAAUAAUAAUAAUAAUAAUCAUCAUCAACAUAAUGGACAUUAUUUAAAUAAAAAGUCUCUUCAGAGUAUGUCCCAUUCUCCAUCACCACCAUUUGUUUUCCAUGCUAUUGCACCAGCUCCGGUAUCAAAAGAAAUUAAUGAACAAAAGUGUGAUAAUAAAUCUAUGUCAGAAGCAAGUCGUCGUAUAGCAAAUGUUCUUGCUCAUACUAGAAUAAAAACUAUGUCGAUUGCAGUAUCAAGUUCCUCAGAUGAAGAAGGUGAAUCAAGUGUACAUCGUUCACAUAAUCAAUCAUCAUCCAUUGAUUCAGAUGCUCAUGAAUCAGAUCAUGAAAUUAGUAAUAAUAAUAAUAAACAAACGAUAAAAAAUCGUCGUUUACAAAAAACUCGAAAAACAAGUGUAUCGACAUCAACAAAUAAUAAUAACAAUAAUAAUAAUAAUGGACAAUUAUCAAGAACUAAUGUACGUAAAGAUAGUCAACAACAACGAUCGAGUUCAAAUGAUGAUGACAAUAAUAAUAACAAUAAUAAUAAUAAUGAAAAAAAUAAUGUUAAUGAUGAUAAUAUUGUUAAUAAUAGACGAAUUAAAGGAUAUUCAUUAAAAAGACGUGAUCAUUUAGCUACAACAACAACAGACGAUGAUACAGCAAAACGUCGUCAUCGUUAUCAUCCAUUAGAUAUUCUCGAACAAAAUGGAAAAAAAUUUCCAUGUGAUUCAACGUGUUCAUCAUUAGCACCAACAGUUGCUACACCAACAAAUCAAGCACCAACACGAAAACCAAAUCGUUUUCAAAUUAAAUCUAUACGCAAAUCUCAACAACAACAAAUCCUAUUAGCAAAUGCAGCUGCUGCUAAGUCAUCAAAUGAUGAUGAUUGUUCUGUACCUAAUGAAGGAAUAAAAUUACCAUUUAAACCAUCAUUAAACGAACGAAAAAAUACAAAAACACCAACAACUGAUGGAGAAAAUUCAACAACAAAUACAGAUAACCCUGUUAAUGGUACACUAUCAGCUGCUAAGUUACUUGAAAAUGGUGGCGGACAUCAUCGUGUCCGUUUUCUUGUAACACAACAUAAAAAAACUGAAUCUGCUGCUGAAGAUGAAAGGUCAUCGGCUCCAACAAGUGCAUUACCAACAACAGCUCCUCCUUCAUCUGCAGCUUCAGCACAAGGAGAGGAUGAAGAAGAAGAAGCAGUUGCGAAAAGUCCUGAUAAUCGUUUUAUCAAAUAUGCUCAAGAAAUAGGACGUGGUGCUUUUAAAACUGUUUAUCGUGGUUUAGAUACAGAAACAAGUGUUGCUGUAGCUUGGUGUGAAUUACAAGAUUUUGCACAAUUUGAUAAGCAUGAACGAGCUCGUUUUAAAGAAGAAGCUGAAAUGUUAAAAAAACUUCAACAUCAAAAUAUUGUACGUUUUUAUGAUUUUUGGGAAGAAACAAAUCCACGAACAAAUAAAAAAGUUAUUAUUCUUGUUACUGAAUUAAUGACAUCAGGCUCAUUAAAAGGAUAUAUUCGCAAUUUUAAAGGGCAAAAAGAAGAAAAACGUAUUAAUGUCAUGAAAAAAUGGUGUCGUCAAAUACUUAAAGGUCUUGCUUAUUUGCAUAGUCGUAAUCCACCUGUUAUACAUCGUGAUUUAAAAUGUGACAAUGUAUUUAUAUCAAGUACAACAGGUUGUGUUAAAAUAGGUGAUCUUGGUUUAGCAACAUUUAAAACACAAACAUUUGCUAAAAGUAUGCGUGGUACAAUGGAAUUUAUGGCGCCUGAAAUGUUCGAUGAAAAAUAUGAUGAACUUGUUGAUAUAUAUUCAUUUGGUUUAUGUAUGUUAGAAAUGAUGACAGGCGAAUAUCCAUAUAUUGAAUGUAAAGGACCAACAGCUGUUAUAAAACGUGUUACAGCUGGUUUAAAACCUGAUUGUUAUUUUAAAGUCGAAAGUGAAGAUGUACGAGAAGUUAUUGAUUGUUGUAUACGUACAAAAAAAGAAGAACGUUUACCUGUACAUGAAUUAUUACAACAUUCGUUUUUUCUUGAUGAUAAUGGCUUACGUAUUGAUCUUGUACGAGAUACAUCAGAUGAUUCAUUAGUUACGACUAAAACAGAUAAAAUUGAUUUAAAAUUAAAAAUUGUUGAUAAAGCUAAACGUAAAGCUUUAUAUGCAGAAAAUAAAACAUCACCAACAGCUUUCGAAGCUAUACGUUUUUCAUAUGAUUUAAAUUCUGAUACACCUGAACAAAUAGCUGAUGAACUUAUUGCAAAAGAUUAUAUAUUCGAAGAAGAUAAAAAAUUUGUUAUACAAUCAAUAAAAGAUCGUAUACGAGCAUUAAAUUAUGAAAUACUUGAUCGACAAGCAGGUGUAUUUACCGGUCAUGGAAAACCAGUUAUUAAUCAAACACCUCAAGCAUCAGUUAUUGUACAACCACAACAACCACAACAGCAACAGCAGCAGCAGCAACAACAACAACAACAACAGGCAACACAGUGUAUACCUGUACCUCAAACGACGUUUACUCCUGCUGUUACACCAGCACCUGCAAUUAUUCAACAAACAUCAGCUGAACAACAACAACAAGCAAUAAAACCACCAGCAGAAGCUCCAGCAGUUAAACCAACAGAUCCAAUACCAAUUACUCAACUACCUGAACUGAGUCCAAAUAUACCUGGUUCAGCGGGUAGUCUUGAAGUACUUGAAGCAGCAUUGAAAAAAACGUUCAAUAAAAUGAAUACAUCUCAAGGUACUAAUACAACAUCGGCUAUUGUUAAUGAUACCAGUGAACCACCAACGCCGUUGAUCAAUCAAGAUGAUUCUUUGAUACCAAAAUCAGGAAGUCAUAUUAUCGUUACUGAACAACAACAACAACAGCACACAGAAGAAUCUGGACUACCCAGCACUAAUGAAUCCUCGACAAAUGUUCCCCAAUCAUCUAUUCCACCUGCUUUACAAACUCAAUCUCAAUCCACCACAGCAUUACUAAAUCAACAACAACCAAUAUUACAAAAUUCUCAUAUUCUAACUCAUUCUUCUCCAAAUUUUUCAUAUUCAGCAAUGCCUGCUUCUCAGCCCAUUAAUACUACCAUUCCAAAUGAUGCUAAUAAACAAAUCAUAUCUCCCCCUCCUCCUCCUCCUCAUUCUCUUCCUCUUCUUCCCCCUUCUUCUUCUACUUCAACGACGACCGAAACUAUUGAAAAUAGUCAUACGUCUAUAUCACCUUCUCCAACACCAUUAUCUGUUCCCUAUGCAAGUGAAAUCGUACAAUCAUCAAAUACGUCAGAUACUCAACCACAAAUAUCGGGCAGUUUACAACAACUGGAAGUUCUUCUUAUGAACACAUUUAAAAAACCAACUAAACCAACUGGUACUGCUCAUAGUAGUGACGGUGAAGCAACAAAUACUAAUAUUCCAGCAACAUCAUCUACUUCACUAACAAAUAAUGAUGAUAAAAAUGAAAUUGAAACAAUAGCAAAUGACUCAUCUAUGACAAUCGAUGAUAAAACUCGUAAAUCUAUUGAUAUAUUUAAAAACUCAAAUUUAAUUCCUCAACAAACAGUUACAAUUCCACAAGUAUUAAAUGAAUCAACACAUUUUGAUCCAUUAAUAUCAACAGAUAAUGGUAAUUUACAAGAUUUAGAAACACUUCUUAAAAGUACAUUUCAAAAAUCUCCUAUUAUCAAUAAUGAUAAUAUAAGUACAUUAUCAACACAAAUCUCAACAACAAAUGAUGAUGUAUCUGAUUUAAAAUCUGUGAUUAUGAAUUUCAGUACAACAUUAUUAAAUAAAAUGAAUAUAAUUGAAACAAAAAUAGAUGAUCAUUGUUCUCAAACAAAAAAAAUUAAUCAUAUAUUAACAAAUACAAUAUUACCAUCAUUACUUGAUUUAACUGAUAUUAUUCAAGAAACAUCAUCAUCAUCUAAUCUCGAUAUAGGUAUAAGAACUAAACUUGAAAAUAUUCAAACACGUUUACGUACAACACAACAACAACAACAAACUGAAAUGAAAAAUUUAAUGGAUAUUUAA
Rotaria sp. Silwood2 is the source of this 4254-nucleotide messenger RNA. Lineage: Eukaryota; Metazoa; Rotifera; Eurotatoria; Philodinida; Philodinidae. The record is from the annotation of a GenBank genome assembly.